AUGGAUCUGGACGAAUUGACAACCCCAACCACAGCAUCAAGCUCUAUAAAUACGCCGUCUUCAUUUCAGGGCAACAACACUAAUGGUUUUGACGGAAUUUCAACUGCUUCUGCUGCACUUAAACCUACCAAUCAGCAAAUAGGCAUGUAUAAUAACCCCAAUCACAUAUCCAAUUACAUGCAACCUCCAUAUAACCAACAAAUACAAUUCCAGCAACAACAACAACAGCAACAACACCAAUUGCACUUACAGCGAGAACAACAAAAACAGCGGCAGUAUCAGCAAUAUCAACAUCAGCAACAUCAAGGAAAUACUGCUGCUACUACUCCCAAAAGAGGAACGAAGAGAUGGAAUAGAACUUCUAAAAAGAAAGUCAUCUACGAUGAUGAGGAUGCUGACGAAGAUGAGGGCUCUGUUAUUGAAAAUGAGGAAGAUGGAGAUGAUGCCGAUUACCAAGCAAACAAAAAGUAUAAAUCUAAAAAGAGGCAUAAAAAGUCCUCAACAGGAAAGGCAGCAACAGCUAUAGCCGAAGCUCCAGUAGUCAUGGUGCCAAUGCCAACAAAAAUUUUCGAAAAGUUGCUAGAUUAUAGAUUGAAUCCCGUCACUAACAAACCUGAAUUACUUGUGAAAUAUAAACAUUCCAGUUACCAUCAUGUUGAAUGGAUACCCAAAGGGGACUUUGAAAAGCAGCAUUUGGGCAAAUACAGAGUCCAAAAAUUCAUUUCGAAAUGGAAUGCCAAUAAUCAACGUGGGGAGGACUUUUCGGAAUAUUUAAAGAUUGAUCGUGUCAUUGAUGAAGGAGAACUCUAUGAUCCCGUUACGGAUAAAACCAUCAUUUACUAUUUGAUUAAAUGGAAUGGUUUAUUUUAUGAUGCGAGCACGUGGGAACAUGAAGAUGACGUUCAGAAAAUGAAUGCUACAAAAAUCACUGAAUUUCAACGCAACCGUGCCAUUCCACAAGAAAAGCUUCCAAACGCACCAAAAAGACCUGAUCUAUCGCAAUUUAUAAAAUACGAAGCUGGCAUGAAGUAUAAGCACGACAAUCAAUUACGGCCAUAUCAAUUGGAAGGUCUGAAUUGGCUCCGAUUUUGUUACUAUCAGUAUCGGUCGUGUAUUUUGGCAGAUGAGAUGGGUCUAGGCAAAACAGUGCAAUCAGUCGCCUUUUUGAACGACCUCUAUUAUAAAGUGAAUAUGCGUGGGCCUUUUUUGGUUGUGGCGCCUUUAUCUACGAUUCCGCAUUGGCAAAGAGCAUUUCAGGCAUGGACCGAUCUCAACGUCAUUGAUUAUCGUGGCAGUGUUUUUGCUCGUCAAUUAUUGGUAGAGACUGAAUUCUAUUACAAGGAUAUGCACAGUCAGCGUAUCCCGCACCGGUAUAAAUUUGAUGUCCUUAUUACUACCUAUGAAAUGGCUUUAGCAGGUGUCCAACAACUCAAAGAUAUACCUUGGCGCUGUGGUGUCUUUGAUGAAGCGCAUCGAUUGAAGAAUAAACAGUCUAAAGUAGGCGAAGUGCUAAAGACAUUCAUCAUUGAUCACAAAUUGCUUCUCACCGGUACACCAUUACAGAAUAACUUGGACGAGCUCUACAGUUUGUUGAACUUUAUGCAACCGGAAGAUUUCAGUAACGAAAAAGCAUUCUUCGCAGAAUAUGGCAAUUUGCAGACAGCAGCAGAAGUGGAGAAAUUGCAAGCCUUGUUGAAGCCAAUCAUGCUGAGGCGAUUCAAGGAAGAUGUUGAGAAAACGAUCCCCGUCAAAGAAGAAACUGUCAUUGAAGUAGAAUUGACAGCGCCUCAAAAAAAAUGGUAUCGCGCUAUUUUAGAAAAGAAUUUUAGCUUUUUGAAGAAGGGAGCGAAAUCCAAUAAGGACCUUCCUCAUCUCCGAAAUAUCAUGAUGCAGUUGAGAAAAUGUUGUAUACAUCCAUAUUUGUUGGAAGGAGCUGAAGAAGUAAUCGUCAAUGAAAAUCAUGCAAAAACUAUCCAAGAACAGUUCAAAUGUCUUAUUGAUUCCUCUGGUAAAUUGGUGUUGAUUGAUAAACUGUUACGCAAACUGUUCGAGGGCAACCAUAAAGUCUUGAUCUUUUCUCAGUUUACGAGCUGUCUGGACAUUUUAUCUGACUAUCUUCGUGGACGUCAAUAUCCUCAUGAACGUAUCGAUGGUAGUGUCCCUGGUGAACAACGACAGGCUGCCAUUGAUCGUUUCUCUACUUUACCCAUUCAAGAGUCCUUCGUCUUCUUAUUGUGUACCAGAGCAGGUGGUGUCGGUAUCAAUUUAACAGCUGCUGAUACAUGUAUCAUCUUUGAUAGUGAUUGGAAUCCUCAGAAUGAUUUACAAGCUCAAGCACGUUGUCACCGUAUCGGUCAAACCAAAGCGGUUCAAGUCUACCGUUUGAUCUGUCGUAACACCUAUGAAAAGGACAUGUUUGAUCGGGCUGGCAUGAAGCUAGGUCUUGACAAAGCUGUUAUGCAACGUAUGAACUCUACUCCCUCUUCUACCAAUGAUGGGCAAAAUCAGCAGCAUCAACAACAACAUCAGCAGCAACAGCAACAGGAAUUGAUAACAAACAAUACUAAAAACAAUGAACUGAGUCGUAAAGAAAUAGAGGAUUUACUGAAACGAGGCGCUUAUGGUGCUGUGAUGGAUGAUGAAGAUAGUGCUCAGUUUUGCGAAGAAGACAUUGAUCAGAUUUUGGAACGUCGCACUACUGUUAUCCGCCAUGAGGGUAAUGAAAAGGGGUCGAUCUUCUCCAAAGCAACAUUUGCGACAACCUCAAGUGAUCAACAAGAUGUCGAUUUGGAUGAUCCUGACUUUUGGGAAAAAUGGGCCGAUAAAGCUAAUAUCGACAAAUCCACACAAGAUGGUGGCAUCAAUGGUGGCCUCGGUUCAGAGAAUGACUUGAUUGUUUAUGAACCAAGAAAAAGACGUCAAGUACAGCGAUUUGGUGCUCGUAUGGCAGCCAUGGGUUAUGAUUCAAACAAUGAUGAUGAUUCAGAUGCGGCCUAUGAAGACGAAUCCGAACGAUCUAGAAAGCGGGAUGCGCCUCGACUAUGGUCCUUAUCUGAAAAGACAAAGUAUGAGCGAAAAUUGAUGAUUUAUGGUUACGGCGCCUGGAAGCAAAUGCAAGCCCAUUUUUCACGUCGGUCUGUGAAGGAUAUGAGAGCUGUGACGAGAUGUUUGAUCCGUAAAGUAAGACAUGUUAUUGAACCCAAGACAGAAGAAGACCGUCGGUUGCUGAGGGACUUAGAUGGUAUAUUAAGCAAUGAUGCAGAAGAUGGAAUAACAGAUGAAGAUGAAAUGCCUUAUACAGACGCGACAAAAAAGCAAAUUGCGGAGUUUCGAUCUUUCUUGAUUCAGGCACCUCAAGAAUAUGUGGAACAUAUUGAGAGAAAGGGACGUAAUUUUUUAUUACGUAUUCAAAUGCUACACAUGGUAAGAGAUCGGAUCGUACCAAAAGAUUGGGAAGAAGCAAAGAAACUAGCUAUACCUAAGGUAACUGGAUCGCUGCCUUGUGAUUGGUGGGGAGAAGCAGAAGAUCGCGAUUUACUGUUGGGUAUAUGUAAGCAUGGUUAUCAACAAUAUUUAACAAUGCGCAAAGAUAAAGAAUUCUGUUUCUAUGGGAAAAAAUAUGACGAUAGCAAAGCAGGCACAUUACAAGAAGAUGACGAUGAACAUGGCGAACAACAGCAUGAUACUUUCGAUACGGGCAAUCAUCACCAUCAUAACUACCAUCACCAUUCUAAAGAUGAUACAGUUUAUGUUUGGCCUUCCAAAGCAGAUAUAGGUAUGCGAUUACGUCGUAUUAUAGCAGCCUUUUUACGUGAGCAAGCUAUAGAAAAGAAGAAGCAAGAGGAAAAUCUCAAGAGAGCAAAUGCUGUCCAAACACAGUCAACACGCUCUCGUAUUAGAGGAGGUGACCCUGGCAACAGAUGGAAUAAGCGAAGUCGUGCUGAUUUUCUACGUACUGUUUUAUCUUUUGGAGUGGAGACGGUGGCAGGUGAGACCAAUAUUCGCUGGGAUAGAUUCAGAGAGAUUUCAGGCUUAGCAAACAAAUCAGAUGCAGCUCUCGAUCUGCAUUAUCAACAAUUUGUCACUGCCUGCAAAGAAAUCAUGAAAAAACAGCAAGAGAAAGAACAGCAUCAACAACAACCACAGCCACAGGAUGGUAUGGUAGCCGAUAAUGAUGACAGAAGCCGUGAAUCUAGUGAAGAACCUAAUGGCGGCGGAGAAGAAGCAAGACUGAUUGAUACGAUUCCUUAUGAUAAAGCUAGACGUGCCUUAAGACGUAUCAAGCAAAUGAGAAAAAUUCGUGAAGAAGUAGUUGUGCAUCCAGAAAUUGAUACAUCUCUUCAAAGAGCUAAGAGAACAUCAGGAUUGCCAUCAUGGUGGGAAGUUCCAGUACAUGAUAAAGCUUUACUACAAGGAAUUUGCAAACAUGGCAUAGGUCGACACGAUCUCAUGAUUACGGACGCUGAUCUUCCUUUCUAUAAAAUAGUUCAGGACAAUGCUGAACAAGGCGAAAUACCCGAUAUAGAUCCUCAAUCUAUUUCAGCUACUUUAUUACGUAUUAACUGGCCUAAAGAACUUGUCAUACAGAGACGUAUCGAUUCUUUAUGUGAUCUAAUCUUGAAUCCCAAACAACCGGCUAGUAUUAACGCACGCAGUCGGAAACGUAAAUCUCCAGGUAGUAAUCUCUCUUUGAACAAUGAUGGCCCUUCAGGUACAAAAACACCACAAGAAUCUUCUCCCAGUGCUACUACAGGAGUCACAUCAGGAAAAUAUCCUCCUCGUCCCAUGAUGGGAGGAAAGACAAUUACACCCGCAAUGGCCGCAUCGCUUGCUGCCAGACGAACACUACUUAGUGAUGUUGAAACAGAUAGUGAUGAAGAGGAUGACGAUGCAGAGGUAGACGAAGAUGAAAUAAAGGAACGACAGCAAAAACGAAUGCGAUAUGAAGCCCACCUUCGAGAGCAGCAGCAACAACAACAGCGAGAUCACUCCAGCGAUAACACUGUACACUACUCAAGUAAUAGACGUAUGCCUACAAAGCCAUUAAAAUCUCAGCAUGGCCACAAUAGAUACCCCUUCAGCCAUCAACUGCCAGCUCGGUCUAGGACCCCACCAUCGUCAUCAUCUUUACCGACCGCAGCGAGCGCCUAUAUGACAAAUGAGGAGGAUGAGGAUGAUGAAAUGGAAGAGGGCGAAAUAACCAACUCAGAUGAUGAAGAUUAUAAAGAUGAUAACAAUAGAAAUAGUGGCAGUGGGUAUCAUGGUAGUAGCAUGUAUAAUAACCGAUCAUCUUACGGCUUUUAA
This is a messenger RNA of Mycotypha africana, 5304 nucleotides long. RefSeq names its product SNF2 family N-terminal domain-containing protein. The record is from RefSeq and is a predicted model, not a curated record. NCBI's taxonomy places the organism in Eukaryota, Fungi, Mucoromycota, Mucoromycetes, Mucorales, Mycotyphaceae. The coding region runs from base 1 to 5304 and encodes 1767 amino acids. The transcript has 6 exons. Gene Ontology annotation, molecular function: ATP binding; ATP-dependent chromatin remodeler activity.